Messenger RNA from Pteronotus mesoamericanus, 1242 nucleotides. RefSeq names its product cardiotrophin 1 (gene CTF1). Gene Ontology annotation, biological process: cell surface receptor signaling pathway; positive regulation of tyrosine phosphorylation of STAT protein. Gene Ontology annotation, molecular function: cytokine activity. The transcript is spliced from 3 exons. The record is from RefSeq and is a predicted model, not a curated record. Gene Ontology annotation, cellular component: extracellular region. Lineage: Eukaryota; Metazoa; Chordata; Mammalia; Chiroptera; Mormoopidae. Bases 33 to 641 code for a protein of 202 amino acids.
GUGGAGGCAGCAGGGAUCAGCCUGGGGCCAGCAUGAGCCGGAGGGAGGGAAGUCUGGAAAACCCCCAGCCUGACUCCUCACCCCUUCCCCUCUUGGAGGCCAAGAUCCAACAGACACACAACCUUGCCCGCCUCCUCACCAUAUAUGCUGAGCAGCUGCUCCAGGAAUAUGUGCAGCACCAGGGAGAACCCUUCGGGCUGCCUGGCUUCUCUCCUCCGCGGAUGCCUGUGGUGGGCUUGAGCGCUCCGGCACCCGGCCACUCGGGCUUGCCGGCGUCCGAGCAGCUACAGCUGGACGCCCGGGCGCUGGCCGCGCUGCCACCGCUGCUCGACGUGGUGCGCCGCCUGCAGGCUGAGCUGAACCCGCGCGCGCCGCGCCUGCUGAGGCGCCUGGAGGACGCGGCGCGCCAGGUCCGGGCCCUGAGUGCCGCAGUGGAGGCCGUUAUGGCUGCGCUGGGCGCCGAGCCCCGCGAGCCCGGGCCCGAACCCGCCGCUGCCGCUGCCGCUGCCUCAGCCGCUGCCACCGCCGCCGGCGCCUUUUCCGCCAAGGUGCUGGGGCUCCGCGUGUGCAGCCUCUAUCAUGAGUGGGUGAGCCGCACCGAAGCUGACCUGCGCCAGCUGGUGCCUGGGGGCCCAGCCUAAGAGCGGGCGCGGCCCUCAACUCACUGGCACCUUCCCCUCAUCUUUCUUCAUGUCUCCAUCUCUGGCAGUGUCUCCAUCUCUCUGUCCCUGUUGUCUCUAUUUGCGUUGUAUGCUUUCGAUCUAUUUUCUCUCUAGGGACCCUCUUGUCUCCAUAUGUGACUUUCCAUGUCCAUUAUAUUCUUGCUUUCUCCUCCUUUCUCCAUCGCUUGGGUCCGCCUAAGUGUCUCUUGGUCUCCCCUUUACCCUUGGUUUCUGGGGGUCACUUUGUCUCCCUUUUUCCUCUCUUAUCCCCUUUUGGCCCCAUAUAAGCACAUGCACAGCUCAGCCUCAUCUCAAGAAAGGGACACCUUGUCACUGUUUCCCUCUGUCCCUCUCCCUCUCCCUGGAGUCAUUUCACCUGCUGCCCGCUCCCUUCCUCAUCCCAUUCCUGCCCCCUCUCCGUUUCCUGUCCUUCCCUUCCUUCACUCCCGUCUGCCCUAUCCUUGCAUCUCCUCUUCCCCCCAGCCAGGUCUGUGAAGAGAAAUGAUUGACACCUUAGAAGAGUUUCAUUUCUUAGAAUAAAUCAAUUUUUUCUGUAAAUAAAAUGUUAAAAAAAAUAAUA